GGGCUUGAAUAGGGCUAAACACUUUUAGGGCAAACCAGAGGAAUAGAAUAUUCGGCUCCCAACGGCUACCUGGAUUUUGAAUGCUACCCCCCCGGCUUUUAAAAUGGGAGAGAGUGCUCGCGUUUUGGGGCAGUGGAGCUUUGGUACCUAGCUAUGGAGGCGGUGCCAGUCCGGAGAACACGUAGCCAGGCAAGGAAGGAGCAGCAGCAGGAGGAGGAAGUGAUCUUAGCCGUGGAUUUGCAGAUCGAUCCAAUCGCGGCAGAGGAGCAUGCGAAGCUCGGGUGGCGGCGGCGCGGCGUGCCCGGCAAGAGGAGGACGGCGGCCCCGCGGCGGCGGCCACUGGCGGACGUGACCAACGAUUCGCCCAUCGCUGGGAUGUGCAAGGGCUCGCCGGCGGCGGCCAUGGCUAUCGCGAAGAACAAGAGCGCGGCCGUGGUGUUGGAGGAAGAAGAAGAGGCCGGUGAGAGCUUGCUGAGAUCUCAGGUCCAGUCCUUGCUCGAGACGGUCGAUCCUUGCAAGGUGACUAGCUUCGUGUACUCGUCGCCGUGCUCGGAUCAUGGCGGCCCAACGCCCGCAAACACCCCAGCUGGUGGCGCCACCGCCGCCGCCGCCGCCGGGAUGAUCACUAUCGCUAUCCACGAUCCAGCCGAGGAGGAGGACGACCAGAGCUCCAACUGGUCAGUGGAUGUGAAUGUAAGCUCGCCCCAGAAGAGCGUGGAGGAAGAAGAGGAAGAACCCGUGAUCCAGAAGGACGGGAAGGCGAAUCCAAGUCGCCCAAAUCCAUGGGCGAUGCGCGAUCACACUUCCAAGCUCGUAGAUCCCGAGUUUGAGGACGAAGGAGCGAUCGAUCAAAGCCCCGGGGCCAAGAAGGAGGAAGAAUUCGGCGAGGAGGAGGAAGAGGACGAGGUUGUGGAUGACGAGCUAUGCCGCGGUGUGAGUGGAAUCUGUGUGUCGAAGAAGCCACUCUUCGCCCAAUUCGCUGGAAAGCACAUCCGCUACAAGUAUAACAGCGAUGACGAGCUGCUGGAGGAGGAAGUGAUCGAUCCACCAUCACCGCCACCAGUGGCGGAGCCAUCGCCAUCGAUCACCAAGCUCAACGGGGUCCCAAUCGCCGCUGGCAAGCAUCUCCGCUUCCAGGACCCAUGAAACUUUCGAUCGAUCAGUCACAUCUCAAGCUCUUUUUGAGAAGAAUCAAGGCUUUUUUUUUCUAGAGUUUCCUGUGUCGAUCAGCUCGUAGCUUUCAAUGGAUCAACGAAUCUUUCCA
Messenger RNA from Selaginella moellendorffii, 1264 nucleotides. RefSeq lists its product as uncharacterized. The record is from RefSeq and is a predicted model, not a curated record. Lineage: Eukaryota; Viridiplantae; Streptophyta; Lycopodiopsida; Selaginellales; Selaginellaceae. Bases 154 to 1146 code for a protein of 330 amino acids. The transcript has 2 exons.